Paramisgurnus dabryanus is the source of this 1585-nucleotide messenger RNA. RefSeq names its product P2X purinoceptor 7-like. The record is from RefSeq and is a predicted model, not a curated record. NCBI's taxonomy places the organism in Eukaryota, Metazoa, Chordata, Actinopteri, Cypriniformes, Cobitidae.
GCAUUAAAAGACAAUUCAUGAACAAUCUAUUAAAUAGAAUGACAAUUUACACAAGUUGAUUGUACAUUUGUUUUGUACAGGUAUUUAAAUUUAAGCAUAUAUUUUAUAAAUUAAAGUCACUGUGUGCUUAAUGGCAAAAGGGUAUUGAACAUUGAAGAGGAAAAAAAAAUGCAAACAGUCAUUUCACAGCCUGUGAUGUCAAUGUCUUCCACAUACUAUGUUCACAUUGUCCAUUAUAAAGUUGAUACUUUCAGCUUUGAGAGGAUCAGGAGAGCCGUUGAACAUUAUGGUUGGUGUGGGACCUUUGGGUUCCUGUAAAACAAAAAUUUCACCUUUUAAGUGCUUUUUAACAAUUAACAGAAGCCAACAAAUAGACUUAAAAUUACCCCAUAUUAACACAAAUAAAGUAUGACAACUAGGCAAGCGACACUCAAGAACCAACAAGACUCAUAAUAAUUGAUGUGGAGCUGUAUGCUAUUUAAGGGUAAACAGAGUAAUAUUUUUAUAUUUGCAUUGAAUGUUACUUUAAAGUGCACCUAUUAUGCCCCUAAAUGAGCACCUUACCGUAUAAAUAGGUCUCCUAUAGUAAAUAUUUUUGAUAAAAACAAUUAAUUAAUGCAAUAUUAUUUUUAUAAACUGCCUACAUACCUCACCAAUUUUGCCCUCUUUCUGAAACGGUCGGAUUCAGUUCCUGUCUCCGCCUCCAAAAAUGUCUAGUUUACUUUGAUUGGUCAGAUGGCCUACUCAACUGUUAUUGGUCAACUGGGUUCGGCGUAUGUUCGAAAGGAUACGCCCCUGACUUCGCGUGUGUUUCCCGGUCCUAAAGAGAGCAGGAACGUACGUAAACAGCUACAUGCAGAUUGCAGAAACAAUGGCGAUUGUACUGCCUUACCAGUUCGAGCCCGAGUCCGAUCCAGAGAGUUCAGACGAGCAGACGGCCGUUACAGCAACACCUCCGCAAGCAAGACUUUUGCAGAACGUUUCUCAAUGGUGUUUGUGUGGCAACUGUGCCAGAAUGCCAAACGAGGCUGAAAACUUGUGUUGCAAAGAGAUUCCAAAGGUUGUAAGGAGAAUGCAACAGGUUCCAGGACCUCCUUCCUGCAUGAUUCAUCAUCCAGGUUUUGAACCAAACUGUCUUAAUCCCUACACACUGCAGAACAUCCACAACAUUUAUAGUACCGACUAUGGGCCUUUGAGGCGCAGAACACUAGAGGAAGGUUACAGAUACACAGCGUAUCGAAGCUUUGUCAGCUGGUGUUGGGGCUAUCUAGGACGACACAAUAGGGUUGUCAUCCCAUCGUGUGUUGUUCUCAGGAUCCGCUUGGAGUUUCCCGAUCAGGCUGGUCGGUAUGUCUGCUUCCGACCACCCCUACACUGAAGCGCGUGAGAUGGCGUUCAAUCAUGUCCUCCUUAGAAGGCCUCUCGAAUUGUGAUGCCAGGUCCAAUGGAAUCGGGAUUUCCUUCAGCUUUUCAACAAAUGGAGCUGGGUCCUCAAGCACCUCGUCAAACACAAGCCUGAUCAGGUCAUCCACAUAAACUGUAAAGAUAUGACAGUAAAUCUUUUGGGUUUGAUCAUUUAUUUUAC